Molecule: messenger RNA, 429 nt
Organism: Aplosporella prunicola CBS 121167
Lineage: Eukaryota; Fungi; Ascomycota; Dothideomycetes; Botryosphaeriales; Aplosporellaceae
Exons: 3
Coding region: 1-429 (142 amino acids)
Source: RefSeq, a predicted model, not a curated record
AUGAGUGAUGUCGAUGGAGUUGUUUCCUCCACGAGAACUACCAAAACCAUCAAAAUGCUUUCCCUCAGCAAGACUCUCGCUCUUCUCCUCGCAGCCACUCUCGCCGCGGCCGAUUACGGCGCGGUCUGCGAGGCAUCCGACGCCAGCCCCUCAUCCGCCGACGUUUCCGACGCGCUGGACGCUCUGUACGCGAAGGGCGGCGCCUGUAUCGUCAACAACGGCAUGGGCAGCGACUGUGAAUCGUGGAAGGAGUCCGGAAGCGCCUCGCUGAGCAUCUGCGGCAAAUUUAAGGCGACACUGGCGUGCAAAGAUAUGGUCGACUACUUGAGACAGGUCAAGCAGAAGUGCAAGGACGAGGGCUUCACGGAGAGGGUUGGUGGUACCUUUACCGUGAGCGAUGAUAUCAAGGUCACGAUUUCCCACUCUUAG